Molecule: messenger RNA, 216 nt
Organism: Leptosia nina
Lineage: Eukaryota; Metazoa; Arthropoda; Insecta; Lepidoptera; Pieridae
Source: the annotation of a GenBank genome assembly
AUGCAACGUGAAUUUAUUGCCCAGUGUCCGCCACGCAUUAACUCCGUUGUAAAGAAGGGUACAAAUCGCUGUAUAAACUUAAUAUCGGCCAAAUUGGUGAGCAGAGGCGGGGGCGGGGCGGCGCCGCCGGUGAGGGGUAGAGGGGGCAAACAUCUGAAGCUUUUAUUGCGAUCAUCGUCUAUUGAUUCCGCUCAUAAGCCGUUGAAACAAGGAUAA